Molecule: messenger RNA, 1284 nt
Organism: Pyricularia pennisetigena
Lineage: Eukaryota; Fungi; Ascomycota; Sordariomycetes; Magnaporthales; Pyriculariaceae
Exons: 3
Coding region: 1-1284 (427 amino acids)
Source: RefSeq, a predicted model, not a curated record
AUGACGGGAUCCACCGAUUAUGCGACAGGCACAACGGCAGACCCCGAGGUCGGCUACCCCAAAGGCCAUCUCGGCCACCUCACAGAUAGCGAGAACAAGGCUCUUUCGGAAUUCAAGGUCCUUGUAGCAGAGAAUGGGCUCUAUACACCAGGUCCUCCUCCAUCGCACGACGACCAGACUCUGCUACGAUUCCUACGAGCCCGUCGCUGGGUACCAAAGGAUGCUUUCAAGCAGUUCAAAGAAACAGAAGAAUGGAGGUCCACAACAAGAUUGGACACUCUUUACGAGACGAUCGAGCUGGACUCAUACGAGCAGAGCCGUAUAAUGUACCCGCAAUGGACAGGACGCAGAGAUAAGAGGGGCAUACCGGUAUAUCUUUUCGAGAUCAAGCAGCUGGACAGUAAGGCAGUGGCUGCCUAUGAAAAGGGAGCCGACGACACAUUCAGCCGCGCGCAUGCUGACGGCUCGACCCCUCCGAAACUGCUGCGCUUGUUCGCCCUUUACGAAAACCUCACCCGCUUCGCCCAGCCACUAUGCACCGAGAUGCCCGAUAGGCCACACCCUCAGACGCCGAUAACGCUGAGCACAAAUAUCGUAGACGUCUCGGGCGUCAGUCUACGCCAGUUCUGGAACCUCAAGGCGCACAUGCAGGCCGCUAGCACGUUGGCCACCGCGCACUAUCCCGAGACUCUUGAUCGCAUCUUUGUCAUCGGCGCCCCCUUCUUCUUCUCCACGGUGUGGGGCUGGAUCAAGAGGUGGUUCGACCCCAUCACGGUUUCCAAGAUCUUCAUCCUGAGCCAGGCCGAGGUCUUCCCUGUGCUGAGCUCCUUUAUGGAAGCUGAAAACAUCCCAAAGCAGUACGGUGGGAAGCUCGAGUUUAAUUGGUGCGACCAGCCCAAUCUGGACCCGGCCAUCAAGGAGCGAGCUACCUGGGAGCAAGGAUUCGACACCUUCCCCAAGGGUCCGGUCCUAUGGAAGGUCUUGGACGAGGAGCGCCUCGAGUGUGUCGCCGUGGGUUCCGUCAACCAGAAGCAGCGCAACGUUCGAGUGUGCACACUGCCGAGGUCAUUUAAGGGCGCUGUUUCUACCAACCAACCUUACCACAAGACGGAGGCGACGGCAGCCACUUCAGAUAUUGCCGCCGUUGAGAGCGGUGUGCAGAAGCUCGAUAUCCUGGAUGCAAACCCGGAGACUGCAGCUGCCACGAGCAAAGAGGAGAUUAUUGCCGAGAAGGGAGCUAGCGCGCUCGAUGACCCUCCCGCUGCGUCCGCAAAAGCCGCAUGA